GCUUAGCUUCCUCUACCUUCGCCCCCCAAUUCAUAGCGAAGAACACCAUAAACCCCAAAGAAACAGUCAAAUUUCAUGGAUUCAUGCCAGCGGGAAAGGACGCACUGAUCUUCCUGCCAAUUCGUAGGCGAUAUUUGUGUCCGUUUCUACUUUAGACGACGUGUUUAUGGAACAGAGGAAUUGAUUUCGACUUCCGUUAGCAAAGGAAAGUUGGAGUCCAGAGCAGCACUGGUGACUUCCCAAUUCCAAUAACUUGCGGCAUUAGUUUAUCUUGUUUCACCUUACUAUCAGAUUUUCAUAAGCUGCUGCAUCAGCAAGCAUGUUACUUUCUAGGCUUUCUCGAGUUGGACUUGGAGCGUCUAGAAUUCUCUCACGAGGAAGAUGCAUACCCUCAUGUAGAACAGUAUCAGUACCAAGGUCUUACGGUCAUUACUUGCAACCUCAGCUUCAAUCACAUCAAGAUAAGCUGUACGAGGCUUUCGUUUUUCAGAGGCAUCAUUACUUUUCCACCGAAGGUUCUAGUGGCGAAUCUUCAAAUGGAAGUCAAGAGAAGCAAUCGAUAUCUGUAACUUUUGUAGACAAGGAUGGGGAGGAAAAACAGAUUAAGGUCCCAGUGGGAAUGUCCAUGUUGGAAGCUGCUCAUGAGCACGAUAUAGAACUAGAAGGAGCAUGUGAAGGCUCGCUUGCCUGUUCGACGUGUCACGUUAUUGUGAUGGAUGUUGACUAUUACAACAAAUUGGAGGACCCAACAGACGAGGAGAACGAUAUGCUGGAUUUGGCCUUUGGGCUAACAGAGACUUCUCGACUGGGUUGUCAAGUGAUUGCAAGUCCUGAGCUUGAUGGGGUGCGACUAGCUAUUCCUGCUGCCACUCGGAAUUUCGCUGUUGAUGGCUUUGUACCAAAACCACACUAGUAACCCCUUGGAUUGGAGAAUAGCUAGAGUGGAAACAUCAUUCCAUUUAUGUCCCAGUUUUGUAGCUAGCAUUGUAGAGCGUUUAGGCUUGAUGAGAAACAUACCUUCUCCAAUGUUAUUAGUGUUGCCGUUUAUAUUGCUGCAUGU
This is a messenger RNA of Linum tenue, 1060 nucleotides long. Lineage: Eukaryota; Viridiplantae; Streptophyta; Magnoliopsida; Malpighiales; Linaceae. The record is from the annotation of a GenBank genome assembly.